AGGAAGAAGCUUCAGAAUUCUUCCGCUUUGAAGAUUGUUGAAGUGUAGAUUCAGUUGCUAGUUUAAGUAGGCGACAUUUAUCCUAACUGAAGCAUAAUUUAUGCCUUCCUGGAAUGUUUAAGAAGUUUUAAGAUGGAUGCAACAUUUCCAAAAGAAGAGGAGGAUAAAGGAUUAGAUCAGGAGUUGCCUGUGCAGAUAAAUGAGAAUGCAAAAGUAACAGGAGAUUUUCACCAGGAAUUAUUAGUGCCAAUAGAAGAGGAAGAAAAUGUCACAACCGUGACAGAUAAUAGGCUGGAGUUACCAGAACAGAUGGAAGAAGAUGAGACUAAAAGAUUAAGUCAAGAAAACCACCUGGAGGUAGAGAUGAAAGAAGGGGGGCAUGAAAGAAAAAUUGGGGAAAGUGAUCAAGUGUUACCAGGGCAGCUAAAAGGGAAGGAAGAGCCGAGAUUACUCGUGAACAAUGAACGACUUAUGUUAAAACAAAAGGAGAAAGAUGGAACAUUGAGAGAAACUGAGCAGGAAUUAUCAGUGGUGGAAAAAGAAGAAGAGGAGGAGGAGAUGGAGGUUUCUUUGGCAAAACCAGAGGCAAAUCCCAUUAUGACCCUUAACAAGGCCACACCCCCAUAUUCAGAGACCCGUCCUGAAAAAACAAGAGAUGAGCAGACGCCAGUAUCCUUGGUUGCAAUGACCGUAUGUAUGGUUGAAAACAGCGAGGAUGAAGAGGAGACUGAAGAUUCAGACAGUGAUAGUUCAUCCUCUUCUUCAUCUUCUUCCUCAUCCUCCUCUUCGCCCUCCCGUCCCUUGUUCGAGGAUGAUGAUGAUGAAGGCUUCAGCCAGCCGGUCCCUGUCAAAAGUAAAGAUGAAAUCUGCUUUGAGGAGCUCCCAGCUGUGGAUGAACUGUCGGUGACCUUACCAGCAGGUGCAGAGCUACAGCCAGUGGGAACAAUCUCCAGUAUUAUACAGCAGCUGGUUAUUGUGCAGUCGAUGAAAGACACUCCUCCACUGAAUGAUGACAGCAUCAUCUUUAAAUCUGACCGUCUGGCGGUGGGAAAGGUGUUUGAGGUUUUUGGUCCGGUCUCCAGUCCUCUGUACAUCCUGAGAUUUAACUCGAAUGAAGAGAUCAACAGCAAAGGUCUAACUGAGGGGAUGACUGUUUAUUACGCUCCGACCAUCAAGGAGUACACAGAAUAUGUUCUCCCACAACAGCUAAAACUUAUGAAGGGGUCUGAUGCAUCUUGGAAGAAUGACCAAGAGCCACCUGAAGAGGUUUUAGAUUACAGCGAUGAUGAGAAAGAGAAGGAAGCAAAGAGGAAAGCAAAGAAUGCCAGAAAGCCUAAGGACUAUGGCAAUACAGAAAGUUCCGCCGACGGCUUUCGAAACUCCUACCAUCGGAGGAGGAAGGAUUCGCGGGGUUUCCCACCAAGACAUGCAGGGCCUCCAUUCAGUCACCAGGACCAGAAAAGCAAGCAGCCAUCAUACGGACACCCACCAGCCGGGCAACAGACUGUCCCACCCGUACACCUACCACCUCCCUGCCCAUAUCCCUUACCUCCUCCCCUUUCCCAACCCUACCACUUUCAUCCACCUGGAGGAGAAGCCCCUUCUCAUUUCGCUCCACCCAGCUUCCCUCUCUACCCUCCUGGUGUGCCUCCUCUGACUGCUCCUCCUCCGUCUUAUUUCAAUCCUGCUUUCUCCUCGCCACCAUGGCCACCAAACUUCUACGACUUCCUUCUUUCUCCACCUCCUCCCCCUCCACCACCUCCUCCUCCUCCACCCUCUCAGUAAGAAACACACAUGCUCGUCAGUUUUGGACCUACAACUAAAAGCAACGUUGUUUUUUUGUUUUUUUUGUCUUCAAUCACAUAAAACAGUGAGGCAUUUACAGCCUCAUCUUGUCCCGUUUCCAGCAGCCAUGAUGUCUUUACAACACAAGCUAAUCAAAACGUUUAUGUUGACAUGCAUUUUUAAAACAUUCCUGUAAAAAUGUGUCUGUGAUUGAGAGUAGUAGGUAUUAAAAUCUAUAAACAUACUCUGCUCAAAAGGACUUGACAGUUUUUCCUUUAUGCGCCUAAAGGAGGAUCCAGAACAUUAAAUGUUCUUUAACUGACUCAACAUUUGAAAUUAGAAAAAAUAUUGUGGUGAAAAGCUAACUGAUCUCUCUGAAGACAAAUCGUGCAUUUUGUUUGUGUACAAAGUUUUGUAGGUUGUUAGACCUGAUCAGAUGCAUCGUGUAUCGCAAAGUUGAUUUACAACUUGGUCAGUAAAUGGAUCAGGAGGGAAAAAAGGAUAAGAUUGAAUUCCUCUGUAAUACUUUUCUGCAAGUUCUGAUGAGAAAAACAUGUGAUGACUGCUUUGCAGCUUUAUUAUGACUGAAUUGACGUAAGCCAAUUUCACAGUUGGAGUUUCUCAGUUUCCAAGUCCUCUGUCAGUCAUUUUGUCCAAAAGUUGAUGGGGACUUACUUCUUCUGCUUCCUGGGUUUCAAUCAGGAAUUCUAUAAAUCUAAAAGACUGACGAUGUAAACCUUUCUGUAACAUGUUUUGGAAAAAAAAAAAAAAAGAUAAUAAUAAACAUUUACUUCUA
Oryzias latipes (Japanese medaka) is the source of this 2581-nucleotide messenger RNA. RefSeq names its product nuclear assembly factor 1 homolog (S. cerevisiae) (gene naf1). Gene Ontology annotation, biological process: box H/ACA snoRNP assembly; ribosome biogenesis; pseudouridine synthesis. Lineage: Eukaryota; Metazoa; Chordata; Actinopteri; Beloniformes; Adrianichthyidae. The record is from RefSeq and is a predicted model, not a curated record. Gene Ontology annotation, molecular function: RNA binding. Gene Ontology annotation, cellular component: sno(s)RNA-containing ribonucleoprotein complex.